AUCAUUCUCGAAUUCGCCACCAUGUUGUCACGUGCGCUCUUUCGUGCGGCGCCAGUCUCGGCUGCCCUCCGCCGCAACGCCUCCACUGCCCAUGCGCUUCCUUCGUGGGCCAAGGUGAACCCCGAGACGCUUUCAGGCUCGGCCCCCGCUGAAAUCCACAACUUGGUGAACGGCGAGUGGGUGAGCACGAGAAAGACCGAAGGCAUCAAGGACCCUAUGACCGGCGAAGUGUUCAUGCACGUCCCGUUGACUCAAAAGGACGAACUCCAGCCCUUCAUUGACAACCUCCGUUCGACCCCCAAGCACGGUCUCCACAACCCGUUCAAGAACGUCGAACGAUACUUGCUGUACGGUGAAAUCUCGAACCGAGCCGCCGCGAUGCUUCGUGAGCCCCACAUUGAGCACUACUUCGUCCGCUUGAUCCAGCGCGUGGCGCCCAAGAGUUACAUUCAAGCCAAGAACGAAGUGGUCGUGACGCGCAAGUUUUUGGAAAACUUUUCCGGCGACCAAGUGCGCUUCCUCGCGCGCUCGUUUGGUGUCCCCGGCGACCACUUGGGCCAAAUGAGCAACGGCCACCGCUGGCCGUACGGCCCCGUGGCCCUCGUCACGCCUUUCAACUUUCCGCUUGAAAUUCCCGUCUUGCAGAUGCUCGGCGCGCUCUACAUGGGCAACCGUCCAACGCUCAAGCUCGACUCGAAGGUCGCGGUUGUCAUGUACGAGGCCCUCCGCAUGCUCCACGCAUGUGGCAUGCCUCUCAACGACGUCGACUUUAUCAACUCGGACGGCCCUGUCAUGAACGAACUCUUGCUCAAGGGGAACCCCAAGAACACGCUCUUCACGGGGUCGUCGGUGGUGGCCGAAAAGUUGGCCGCCGAACUGAAGGGUCGCAUCAAGCUCGAAGAUGCUGGGUUCGACUGGAAGAUUUUGGGCCCUGAUGUCGCUGACGUGGACUAUGUUGCGUGGGUGUCGGACCAAGACGCGUACGCAUGCUCUGGCCAAAAGUGCUCGGCGCAAUCGAUUCUGUUUUACCACAAGAACUGGGCUAAGGCCGGGAUCGAAGAAAAGAUCAAGAAGCUGGCUGCGCGUCGCAAGCUGGACGACUUGACCGUUGGCCCUGUGCUCACCGUGACGACCAAGCGCAUGCUCGACCACAUCGACGCUCUGCUCAAGAUUCCUGGCGCUCGCGUCGCGUUUGGUGGCAAGGAAUUGAAGAACCACUCGAUUCCGUCCGAGUACGGCGCGCUGGAACCCACUGCGGUGUUUGUGCCGCUGUCGGAGGCAACCAAGCCGGAGAACUUUGACUUGGUCACGACGGAAAUCUUUGGCCCGUUCCAAAUCAUCACCGAGUACGACACGGACGCUGACGUCGAGACCAUUCUGUCGAUGCUCGAGCGCAUGGAAGCGCACUUGACGGCGUCUGUCGUCUCGAACGACUUUGCGUUCCAGCAACAUAUCCUUGCCCACACCGUCAACGGCACCACGUACAACGGCAUCCGUGCGCGCACGACCGGUGCCCCGCAAAACCACUGGUUCGGCCCUGCCGGCGACCCCCGCGCCGGCGCCAUUGGUACCCCUGAAGCGAUCAAGCUCGUGUGGAGUUGCCACCGCGAAAUCAUCAACGACUACGGCCCGAUCAGCAAGGACUGGACCACCCCCACCGCCACCUAAGUGUAGCUGCCGCCCCGAGACGACUAACUGCAUGACCGAAUUCAAUGGGUGUGUCAACGUAUGUUGCCUCCUCGAACC
This is a messenger RNA of Aphanomyces invadans, 1746 nucleotides long. RefSeq lists its product as hypothetical. The record is from RefSeq and is a predicted model, not a curated record. The coding region runs from base 22 to 1668 and encodes 548 amino acids. Gene Ontology annotation, molecular function: aldehyde dehydrogenase (NAD+) activity. Lineage: Eukaryota; Oomycota; Saprolegniomycetes; Saprolegniales; Verrucalvaceae. The transcript is spliced from 6 exons.